Molecule: messenger RNA, 5169 nt
Organism: Prorocentrum cordatum
Lineage: Eukaryota; Dinophyceae; Prorocentrales; Prorocentraceae
Source: the annotation of a GenBank genome assembly
AUGAUCCACGAGGGAGGUCUUGGGAGUGCCCUUCCCGCGGAAGGUGACCUCAUCGAGAUCUUCACGAUCAACGGCCACGCGCGCUUCCGCAUCGACCACCAGGAGGUCUACGACCUCAAGCACGGCUCCAUGUACUCGGCCACGUACUUGGAGAGCGACAACCCCACAGAUGAGGUCGACCUCUACCCGAUGUUUUCGGCCGCGCGGCCUCCAUGGCUGCAUUUUUGCACCGUCAGGGCCGACGAGUGCACCGCGAGCGAGCACGACCAGCAGCUGUUCCACGUCGGCAAGUGGCGGUUCAUCCUCGAGAGCGAGUUGGAGGUAGCGCUGGACUCAGCUGCCGGCGCUGCUGCUGCCGGAGCGGGUGGCCCCACGGCGCCGCCUGCAGCCAAGGGCGCUGGAGGGGGCGUCAGCAUCGUGCAGGCCGUGCCCAACGGUAAGGACGACUUGCGCGACAAGUUGGUGGCCCUGCGUGCGCGGGUACAGGGACCGCCGCUGCCGCCGCCAGCUUUCCCCCCGCCCGGCGAGCUGGCUUCCGCUGGCCAGGGCAGGCGCGCGGGGUCCCGGGGCUACGGCGGCAGCGAGGAGCCUCCGCGGAAGCAUCCCCGCGUCGAGGGCGCCGCUGUUUUGGGCAAAGGCGAGGCCGGCGCCAGCCGCGGCCCUCGCGACAGGAGCCUCGGGGCCUCCAAAAGGCAUGGCCUUGCGGAGGCCAUCGCGGCAAAGGGCAUCCAGGCGGCGAGUGGCAGGCGCGACUCCCCCCAUCGCUCCCGGGAGCGCGCCGCGCGUGGCGAGCGCGGCCGGUCGCGCAGCCGGCGCGGCUCGCGCCAUCGCCGCCGCUCUCGUUACCGGAGCCCUUCUCGGAGCUCAUCGGGCUCUCGGAGCCGGGAUUUUCCCGAGGGGCGUCGUUCCAAACGCGAGCAGGUCCGUGCGACCAUGGAACGGCGCCCCGGGCGCAUCACGGAGAGGCUGCUCGCGAAGAUGCGGGCUUACCUGCCGCGGGAGUCCCGGCCCGGGUCCGCCACCGAGCCAGUGGCCAUGAGGUACCUCACCACGCAGCUCAUCCCCCGUCUCGGCUCGGAGCUGAACAAGCGCAACGAGGCCGAGCUCCGCACUCUGGCCACCUGCCUGGACUGCCUUUUGGAUGGCAAUUUCGUGGGCUGCACCGACCUCUUGGCGCAGCAGUUCAAGGCCGUGGAGAUGGCUCAGAGGGAGGGCUGGGCGGCUGCCCAGCACCUCAAUCCCCUGCACGACACGCUCGUGUCGGCCAUGGAGGAGGACGAGCGGGAGGAGCUGUACCGUGCCGAGCAGCAGGAGAUGAAGCGGGAGGAGCUCAAUAACAGGAGCCCUCCGCGCGCCGGCAGCGGCGGAGGAGUCAGCAGUGGCUCGGACGAGAGGGGCCCAGAGACCGGCCCUCGCGCCCGUGGCUCGCCGGCCCAGGCCGCGGGCAAGGGCCGCGGCAAGAAGGGCAAGGGGCUGGUUGGGGGCGUCGGCAUCGGCGUGCUCGGCGAGCUGCUGUUGGGGUUCGCCCGGCAGGGAUCUGCUUGCAAGUCACGCGCCGGCGCGCCAUCUUCGUGGGGGGAGUCCUGCUCGCCGUCGUCCUCGCGCGAGCUGCUCCCUUUUGCCACGUCGCUGGGCUUGGCUCCGUACCGUCAGCACGCCGAGUACGCCCGCCUCCUCGCCGGGGGUGACAAGACUGGCAGGUGCGCCUUGCCGAGGCCCGCGCUCGGUCUUGACGAGUGGUUGCUCUUAGUGUUGCUUGGGCUGAAUGCGCUCUGGGACGGUUCGCGGGCCCUCGGCCAGCAGCCAUGCGCGAUGCCAGUAAACGGGCCUUCGGUAGCUCAGGUGGCGUGUUUCUGGCACUUGGAGCGCAAGGUCCAUAGCUUCGUGACCACGCCCGGAAUGGGCGUCGCCGCCGAGGCGCCCGUUGAGCUUUUCGCCAAGAGGGAGGUCAGCUACGGCGGGGACGUCGUCCAGAGGGCCGUGGAGUUGACCUGGGAGCAGAUCGAGCCGGCGCUCCCUCCCGCCGACCGCUGCGGAAGGCUGCGGGCCGUCGAUUUUUGUAAGCCGCGCGUCAGGCGCUACCUCGAGGAGCCGAUCGAGAUGUUGGUGCCGCUGGACUGCUUUCCGGCGCGGCCGAAGCCUGGGAAGGUCAUGGCUUCUUCAACCGAGAUCGUUCGCAUCGGCCGCGGACUUCUCGAGAGGGGCUUGGUGGCGCCACUGCGGCGCAGCGACCUGCUGCACAUCCACGGGGAGCCCGUCGUCAACGGUUUGUUUGGCGCGCUCAAGGACGACCUCGUCCCCAGCGGGCCUUCGGCUGGGCAGCCGCAGCUCAGGUUGAUCAUGAACCUGACCGCAUCCAACCAGCUCAUGGGCGAGCUGCCCCUCGACAUCGCGAAGCUGCCAUUUUACGCACAAUGGCGCAACAUCAUAAUCGAUGUGGGAGAAGAGCUUGUAUGGGCCCACGACGACAUGAAAGGGGCAUUUUACCUCUUUUCAUUGCCGCCCCAGUGGGCAGCGCUCUUCUGCUUCGAUGUCGCUUUCGACCCCCUCGAGUUGGGCAUCCGCGAUUGGGGGGAUGAGCCCAUCUGGCUGGGUGCGACCACGGUCCCCAUGGGCUGGUGCAACGCCAUGGGCCUCUUCCAGUACUUGCACCGCCGGCUUUUGAUAUCUGGAGGCGUGCACCCGCGCGGACUACCCUUGCGGCGCGAAAUCCGGAAGGACAGGCCCUUUCCAGUGGCCCGCUCCGGCGACGACGAGUUUGACCAGCUCUGGCAGAUCUACUGCGACGACGCCGACUACGGCAAGCUGAUCAGCAAGCAGGAGCGUUGGCACCAGCACUUAUCCCAGGCUGCCUGCUUUUCAGAGGCCGCCCGCGCACGUUACGAUGAAUGGGCGGUGCCGAUCAGUGCCAAGAGCGGCACUAACUGUAGUUCAGUGUCCAGGCUUGGGGCGUUGCUGGAUGGAGCCGACGGGCGCCUUCGGCUCACGCCGAAGAGGGUCGGGUUACUUACCCGCCUGUCGUGCCACUGCAUCGCGUCGCCCGCGGUGCGGCGCAAGCACUUGGAGAUCGUCAUCGGCCACUGGGUGCACGCCGCGUCCUACCGGAAGGAGUGCAUGAGCUGUUUCCAGGAGGUUUGGCACGUACUAUCCCACUGGAGCGGAGGUCCUCGCGCGCUGCCGGAGGGGGCCCGCCGGGAGCUUCUCCUGGCCCUCGCGUUGCUCCCAUGCUUCGAGUACGACCUCCGCAGCCCCAUCUCGCGCGUCAUGACGGCCUCGGACGCCAGCGAGAACGGCGGCGGCGUCACGUACACGUCCAGGCACACCGCCGAGGGUCGCACCGCCGCUCUGUGUGAGCUGGCAGGCGGCUGCGCUCAUGGUCGCGACCUCCUCGUGCUCCUCGAGGUCGGCGGUUGUGGGCGUGGGCGCAUGGCAUUCGACAGCGUCGGGCUCGAGCUCUCGCUGCACGGGCUGCUGUCGGUCACGCCGGACGCUGCCCGGACGGUGCGGGCCCGCUGGCCCGAGGCCGAGGUUUUGGGCGACCUGCGAGCAUUCGAUGCGAUCGCUGCUCGCCGCUUGCUGGGCCGCGCCGCUCACGCCACCGACCUCGUCUUUAUGUGCCACAUCGGGUCCGCGUUGGAGCUCGAUGCCGACCUGCCCCUUAUUUGCUCCGCGCAGCGUGUCUUGCAGCGCGAGGGGGCCGGGUUGAGGGUCUGGCCGGUGUGCCUCGCCGCGCCCUCGACCUCGCGCGAGCAGCUGGAGUCUGUCACGCGCGCCUUCCGCUCCAUCCCGCUCUUCAUGGACGUGUCGACGGUGUCCGAGAGCACAGGUUGCGAAUAUUGUUGGUUGAGCUGGCCGCUGGAGGGUGGCAGUCACCUUCGGAUGUCACGCCAGCCGGACCGCAUCUUCCUGAGCUGGUCCGAGUCCACCCCAGCCGCCCCCCCGGCGGCGGCAGGCGCUGGCUUGCGGAGCACAGGGGCCAGGCGCGGCGCACGCAGCUGCCCGCUCGGAAAGGAGUGCCCUGCCGGGGCCGCGCAGAGAGGGUGUCUGCAGUGCAUCGCGCUGCGGCUGGGCUUUCCGCACGACUUCUUCCUCCAAGCCCGGAGUCGCAAGUCGGGCUGCACGUCGGAGGCCCUCGACCAGGCUCGCCACGCCGUGGCAGCGCAGUGUGGGCCCGUGGCCCCCCUUGCGUACCUGGUUGGGCUGUGGGGGCAGAUAAAUUCGCGCUUCGUUCACAUCUUGGACUCGCAAGUGUGCAUCGGAGUGCUGUGCAAAGGGAGGUCUUCUGUCUGGGGCCUCCAAAAGAUUCUCGCCCGCAUCGUCUCGUUGCUGCUCGCUGGUAGUCUCCACCCGCACUGGGUCUAUGUGAGGUCGGCGGACAACCCCGCCGACGCGGUUGCUGACUAUUUGGAGGCGCUGUGGGACGACGGAUCGCCCCGCAGUUUGGCCGCCGACACCCUCUCGGGGCUUCAGCAUCUGGUGCCGAGCCUUCGGCGCGAGCUCAAGGAGGGCUGGCGCCUGCUCCGCACGUGGGAUCAGAAUGAGAUGCCCAGCCGCGCCCCGCCGUUACGACCGGAGGUGGCGAUUGCCUUGGCGGGCUUUGCGCUCGCCGACGGCCGCGAGGAUGUUGCCACUGCAAUCCUGGCGGGCUUCAACGGCUUGUUGCGCCCCUCCGAGAUGCUCAUCUCUGCGGGGGACUGCGUCUUCGACCACAGCCAGCGCACGUGCGUGGUCAACCUUGGGCUUACUAAAGGCGGGAAAAGGCAGGGGUGCCCUGAGGACGUCAUCAUCGAUGACGAGUUCGCCUACUUACUGCUCCGCCGGGCGCUUGCAGGGUGCGCAGCUGGCACUGCCCUCCUACCGAGGGGUCUUGCCAAUUUUCGCGCAUCUUUCGCCAGCUACCUUGGCAAGGCGGGCCUCGACCCCAGCAGAAUAAAGCCCUAUAGCAUCCGCCGUGGCGGCGCCACCCACCAUUUCUCUUCGCUCGGCAACAUGGCGCUGACCUGCGAGCGAGGCCGCUGGCGCUCCAGAGCGACAGCCAAGAUUUAUAUCACAGAGGGGGUGGCUGCCCUAGAGGCCGUCGCGGUCACCAAGCAGCAGCGGGCAGCUUUGGCCUUGGGGCAUCAGUUGUUCCACAGGCACAUUGAGCGCAUCAUGGACGGUGGCAAGUAA